CAAUUUUGCAAUUUGCAUUUUAUUAUUUACUGUACUGUGAUUCUCUACGGAAAAUUUAACAAAUUCAGUUUAUUUACCAAGAAUAGUAUUCUCAAAUAAUCUCCUAGUAUUAUAAAAGUGUUCAAGCCAGUGUUCUCUGUAUAACUUCAAUUCCUGUUUUAGUAUAUUCUAUAUGGACUUGAAACAAUAUCCCUAUUUCGAUGGAGUCUUCAGCGUUACAGGGUACAGAGAAUGUUUGCGUAAAGAUUGAGCCCUAUGAGGAAGUGUGUAUAACAUAUGAGCCCACGUCCGCGGAAGUGUCUGUGAAGAUUGAGCCACAGGAUGAUGUGUAUGUAAAAGACGGGUCCAAAGGCGAAUGUGUAUACAUACAAGCUGAGCCAUCGUACUCAGAUGUGAGUGUAAAAGACGAGUCGGCCGGCGUGAGCGCGGCGACGGGGCUGUACUCCGAACACGCAGUGAAAGAUGAGCUCGUGCUCGGCCCCGUGCUAGUGGAGCGGCGCGUGCGCCACGCACCAACAGCUUUCAACAUAGAUAUAGAAGUGAAGCAGUCAUGUGAAAUUGUCCCCGAGAGACAAGAUGACAGACUAGCCACAGACGCAGACAGCCCAAGACAAGUUCCUGAAGCUGAUCUAGAAGAACUCAGGAACACCACAGUUGGGAAAGCUAAAAGAAACAAAGGAGAGAAAACUCCACAGAAGAGACAAACAGGAGGGAAUCUUUACAAAUGUAGCCAGUGUAGUUAUUCUACUAACAAAAACAGUAAUUUUCAGGUUCAUGUAAGGAAACACACUGGUGAAAAACCUUACAAGUGUGAACACUGUAGCUAUGCAAGUGCAAACAUACGUCAUUUGCGAGUUCAUGUAAUGAAACACACUGGAGAGAAUCUUUAUAAUUGUGAACAAUGUAGUUUUGCUAGUAAUUACAAAAAAAGUCUAUUAAUCCAUGCUAGAACACACACUGGUGUAAAGCCUUACAAAUGUAGCCAGUGCAGUUAUGCUAGCGCACACAAAUCUGGUUUAAAAGUUCAUAUAAUGAAACACACUGGACAGAAUCUUUACAAAUGUGACCAGUGUAGUUAUACUAGUGCCUUCAAAAGUAAUUUUGAAAGUCAUGUAAGAAAACACACAGGUGAAACGCCCUUCAAAUGUGGUCAGUGCAGUUAUGCAAGUGUAUAUAAAGGGGCUUUGCAAGUUCAUGUAAAGACACACAAUAAUGAGAAACCUUACCAAUGUGAGCACUGUAGUUAUUGUAGUAUCAGCAAACAGUGUUUAAAAAAGCAUAUUCUAAGGAAACACACUGGUGAAAAGCGUCACAAAUGUGACCAAUGUAGUUAUGCUAGUAGUUUUAAAUAUAAUUUCUUAAUCCAUAUGAGAAAACACUCGGGUGAAAAACCUUACAAAUGUGAGCACUGUAGUUAUGCUAGCAAUGAUAAACAUUAUUUAUUAAUCCAUACUAGAAAACACACUGGCGAAGAACCUUACAAAUGUGACCAUUGUAGUUUUGCUAGUAGUUACAAAAAUAAAUUAUUAACGCAUAUAAAAAAACACACUGGUGAAAAGCAUCACAAAUGUGGCCAAUGUAGUUAUGCUAGCGCAUACAAAGGUAGUUUGAAACGUCAUUUACUGAAGCAUACUAGCGAGAAACCUUAUCAUUGUGAACAAUGUAGUUAUGCUAGUGCAUACAAAAGUGCUUUGAAAGUUCAUGUAAAGAGACAUACCUAACCAUAGGAAACUUUACUAGUAUAAUCAGUAUUGUUAUGCUAGCAGCCGAAAUCAUACAUUGAAACCCCAUAAAAUGUCCAUAGGUGGACAAGGGCAUAAGGUCCACCAUGGACAGUUAACAGUGUGGGUGGUGGUACACUGAUGAAGAGCCUACAUAUGUGGACUGUGGACGAUAUUAUUCUUUAUUCAUUUAUUCAUAAAACAAUUUUACAUUGUGUUUGAAUUAUGUUAUAAAUAACUUAAAACUACAAGAACAACAACAACAACAAACAAACAUGCAGCUAAUAUUAAAAUUAAAACAUAAAAACACACAAAAUUAGUAAAAUGGGAAUGGGAAUAGGGUAUUUGACCACUAGUCAGAUCAGUUUCUUUUUUCGAACCGUCAAAGUAUCACACUUAAUUAUUCAUUGUACUCUAUUUCUGUGUGUGUGUUACUAUUUUCUGUCCCAAAUAAAUUUUAAUAAAAAGAAACAUAAAGGUAAAAAGCUUUACAAAUAUGAAGAAAUACAUUUAUUUUAACGCCAUAACAUAGUACAUGAAAAAACGAAAGACAUGCAGACAGACAUAAAAGAUAUUUGGACGUUAAAAUAGGAUCCCCACUCAGCAUAAUGCCGCGGCAAACCGUGGCGCUGGUUUUCUGUGGGGGCCUGACUUAAUCUAAAGUUGAUGGCGACACGUACGCCAAUGACACACAAAUAAAUUUACAUUGAUAUAAAAAACAAACAAAAUAUGGCCAGCGUAGUGAUGCUAGCGGACGCAAAAAUCUUUUGCAAGAACAUGUAACAACAAUGUAAUAUAAUUUUUGAAAUCUGUUAAUACAUGGUGGCCAAAAACUAACUGCAUUCCCGUUGCCAAGGAGGCAAUCACGCGAAAUCGCGAAAUAAAAUUGGCUGUUUCAUACAUUUUGGCUGGUCCAUUUUCUAUGGGAGGGUAAUUUUUUUUCGCGAUUUCAGGGUAUUUCCAUAGUAAAAGUUGCUCAGUAUAAUCCCAAAACCUCCCUGGCAACAGGAAUGCAGUAAUUGUUUUAGCCACCGUGUAUAUCGAAAAAGGUACAAAUAAAUAAAUUGUAAUUAUAACAAUCCAUACCAUGUACCAUCACGCUCCGCGAUUGUUACGCCAUUUAAGGUCUGUCCAGACGGGAACAAUUUUUCGCCAAUCUGAUUAAAUCGUUGGGUGACAAGCAAAAGUCACUAACAUCAUUGAAAUUAUUGGACAAUAAACCGUGUUACAAGUGUAAUAAAGUGCAUUGUUACUUUAAUUUUUUGAUAGUACUUAGUGAGUUUUGCUUGUCACCCGACGAAA
Molecule: messenger RNA, 3023 nt
Organism: Cydia splendana
Lineage: Eukaryota; Metazoa; Arthropoda; Insecta; Lepidoptera; Tortricidae
Product: zinc finger protein 431-like
Exons: 3
Coding region: 201-1721 (506 amino acids)
Biological process (GO): regulation of transcription by RNA polymerase II
Molecular function (GO): RNA polymerase II transcription regulatory region sequence-specific DNA binding; DNA-binding transcription factor activity, RNA polymerase II-specific
Source: RefSeq, a predicted model, not a curated record